Molecule: messenger RNA, 740 nt
Organism: Hibiscus syriacus
Lineage: Eukaryota; Viridiplantae; Streptophyta; Magnoliopsida; Malvales; Malvaceae
Product: thioredoxin-like protein 4B
Exons: 3
Coding region: 1-456 (151 amino acids)
Biological process (GO): mRNA splicing, via spliceosome
Cellular component (GO): U5 snRNP; U4/U6 x U5 tri-snRNP complex; spliceosomal complex
Source: RefSeq, a predicted model, not a curated record
AUGAGCUACCUGUUACCGACAUUGACGAAGAAGAAAGAAGUAGACACGAUCAUCAGAGAUACCAUUGACAAGGUCCUGGUCCUUCGAUUCGGUCGAGCCGACGAUGCUGUCUGUCUCCAACUAGAUGAUAUCCUUGCGAAGACGGCGCGUGAGGUUUCCAAAUUCGCGACGGUGGCUUUAGUCGACGUAGAUUCCGAGGAUGUUCAGGUUUACGUUAAGUAUUUCGAUAUCACUUUGAUUCCUUCGACUAUUUUCUUCUUCAAUGCUCAUCAUAUGAAGAUGGACUCUGGGACCGCGGAUCACACGAAAUGGGUGGGAGCAUUUCAUGAAAAGCAGAACUUCAUAGAUGUUGUAGAGGCAAUAUUUAGGGGAGCCAUGAAAGGCAAGUUGAUUGUUCAUUGCCCUCUUCCCUCAGAACGAAUACCAAGAUAUCAAUUGCUAUACAAGGACGUAUAAAUUUUGGGGUCUUCAAACAGAUCCUUUGAAACUUUGGAGUGUCACUGAACCCGCUGAUGAAUGAUUUCAGUUAAAAUAAGGUAAUGAAACAGGGUGCUUGAUCCAGAGACUAAGGUGUCAGUUGAAAUGAAGUCUUAGGUCUUGGGCAGUAAAGGUUCAAUCAAUGUACCAAAACCAGAUUAGGUGUAACUAAAGAUCAUACUCGUAUGACUUCAUUUUUGAACUCCUACCUUGAUCCAAAUCCGAAAUAAAAGGUCAAUCAAUUUAUAUGAUUCAUUGACUCA